GAGGGAUCGUAAACCGGUUGAAGCGGUUUUGUCAACCGUGAACCGCGAUGGCUGCACACUAUUUCAGAUCUGUUUCUCGACGGUUCGAAAACAUAUAGUGUUUUGAACGGAUCCGGAUAAUCGGCCAGUUCUGUUUUUCCACCACCAGCAGCAGCAGCAUGUCGGGGCAGGUCGCGCGCUUGAUCGCCAACAUCGUCGUCGCCGGCGCCGGCGUCGUCUCCAAGGCCUUCGUGCAGGCGUACCAGCAGGCCAUCGUCAACGCCAAGAGCGGCAAGACCUCGGUCGCGAGCUCGGCCUCGGUCUCCCUCAAGGCCAAGAUGUCCAAGGAGCAGGCCAUCGAGGUGCUCAACCUCAAGCCCAACCCGUCCGCCGCCGAGAUUGAAAAGCAAUUCGACCGGUACUUUAAAGCCAACGACACGGCAGGUGGCGGCGGCUCGUACUACCUACAGUCCAAGAUCUUUCGGGCAAAGGAAGCACUCCUCAAGGUCGACGAGCCGGCGCCCGAGGCCAAGCCCGAGGCGGCCGAGGCCACCAAGCCGUAGAUAUCCCUUUCUAGAACCCCCAGCCAACGACUACUAUCCUUCAAUCUAUCCGUGUGUGUACUAGAGA
Messenger RNA from Saprolegnia diclina VS20, 609 nucleotides. RefSeq lists its product as hypothetical. Bases 159 to 542 code for a protein of 127 amino acids. Gene Ontology annotation, biological process: protein import into mitochondrial matrix. Gene Ontology annotation, cellular component: TIM23 mitochondrial import inner membrane translocase complex. Lineage: Eukaryota; Oomycota; Saprolegniomycetes; Saprolegniales; Saprolegniaceae. The transcript has a single exon. The record is from RefSeq and is a predicted model, not a curated record.